CCGAAAGCCUCAGCGUUAUGACACCUAUGUGGAUGGUGUCUUUGUUCCCCCAGCCAACCUCAACACCUCUGCAGCCGGCUACAAGCUGUUGCCUGAGAACCCCACCCAUCCUCAGGCUUUCCUUCCCAUGUUGGACAAUGCAAUGGGACCAGCUUCUUCCAGCGCAGUGCUAAGUUGGUCCAUGUGGUGCUGUGCGAAGGCCACAUCCUUGACAUCAAGACCACACCCAUGAUCACCCUCACCAGUGGCCUCAUGGUGAAGAAAGAUGAGUUUUAUGAGCAGAACGUGGUGUUGAAUCUGGCCAGCCUGUUUGAGGUAUCCCCAGACAACAUCAGGGUCAUCAGUGUUAUGCAGGAGCUCUCCAAGAGACAGCAGGGAAGGCUGGAGGCUGAAGUGGCCAGCGCUCACACUACAAGCCUGAAUGGUGAGGAGGAGGAGGGAGCAAUUGGUGGGGAGGUGAUUCCCUACAAGAAGCUGGUGCAGAGUCUGGAGAAGGCCGUCAAUAGAUUCCAGGAUGGAUCAUGCAGCAACUGUGCCUCUCUCUCUUGGUGAGUGACCCCAUCGAGCCACCACCCAAGGAAGCCCCUCCAAAGGCCACAGAGGAGGAAGGCAGUGUUGUCAUUCUGGAUGCCAAGCUGUUCUACAAGCAGCAGGAGAAGGAGGUGGCAGAGAAGAUCAAGGAAAGCCUGGCAGUGACUGAGUAUGCCAAGCCAUCCAGUGCAUUGGUGCUGAGUGGUGUGUCCAGCAGUGUGGUGCAGUACACAGUGUUUGAAAUGCAGCUGUCCUUUACUGUGCUGGAUACAGAGGCCAGACAUUUGUGGGCAAACUGCUGGCAAAGACUGCUGAGGGACACUUUGAGGUUAUCCAGAGGUAUGCCAACACAAGGAUGGCCAAGGAAAUCCUUCUCAAAUACCCAGAGAUCCUCCAUGCCACUCACCCCUUCUUCCUCUCCCUCAAGUUUGUGGGUGCUGGUGGCUCUCUCCUGGAUGGAGCAGUUUUUGUGGAUCUAUUUACCCAAGAACAACUUGUCAACAAUUCCUGUAGAUGUCAUCAUCAGUGAGGUCAGUGUUAGAUACCAACUUGCUGCUCAGGUGUCUGUUGUACCUGCUGGCUGGCAUCUCCACUUUGUCUCUCCUGGUAACCAAUUCUGUAUGUGCUUGGUGGUGUUUCCUGAAAAUUUGGAUAUCCAGGAGAACUCUGUCACCAAGAACGUGCAAAUGAAUGUCAUUGGGUGGCUGACGGCAGCUCCUCAAGUGAACCCAGAGUGGGAAAAGGAAGACUGCUGGACCAUACCACAAGUUAUAACAACAAAAAAAGGUUCAAACUUUACUCUGCUGCAUGGACUGUAUCAGCUUGUAUUCAGGCAGGUCAAGUUGGGCGAUACAAGUGUGUGCUGGAAGGAAGCUGUCAUCUGCUGGCUUUUGGAUUAUCAACUUGGAAGCCUGGAAGUGAUAGAAAGAAGGAAGAGGAGAAGACAGAUGAUAAUAAGGAGGGAAGAAAGAGAAGGAGAGAGAAGACAACAAAGAAGGAAGAGGACAUGAGAGAAGAAUGAGGAUAAUAGAAGAGGAAGAAAUAAAAGAAGAAAUGAGAGAAAGAUAGAUAAAAGAAAAUUAAAUUCUCCCCCCUGCCCCCCUUCUCUCUCUCUCUCUCUCUCUCUCUCUCUCUCUCUCUCUCUCUCCAUGCCUAGGAGAGGAACCUGAUCAGUCCCUGUGAGAAAUUUUGCAACAUUUUCUGUUUAAGCAAGAGUUCAUGAAUAUUUCCCAAAAAGUGCAGGUGACCCCUGACCUGACAUACCAGCAUGCACAUCACUGUUGUGUUGCCAGGUUUUGCUGGACGCAUCAUUCCUGAUUCCUGUCAGUUCAUUUUGGCCUAAAACCUUCAUCCUUUGCUUCCUGUAUACAUUUGUGAAAUUGUUGCAAAGGAGGGAGAGUUUUUGUUGCAACAUGAAUUCCAAAUCAGA
Scylla paramamosain (green mud crab) is the source of this 1960-nucleotide messenger RNA. RefSeq lists its product as uncharacterized. Lineage: Eukaryota; Metazoa; Arthropoda; Malacostraca; Decapoda; Portunidae. The transcript has 10 exons. The record is from RefSeq and is a predicted model, not a curated record. The coding region runs from base 522 to 1541 and encodes 339 amino acids.